CACAAGAACUUGUAGGCGUGGUGCAGACGGAACGAACUGGAACACACACAAUCAAACAAACACCACAGGGCGGGGAAGGAAGCACAAUAAGGCAAAAGGCAAGGAGGCAACGACAACAGACUGCAGAAAGGCACAAAGACGGGGGGGCACGGGGGAGUUGGGGGGGCAGACCAUACAUAACUGCACAAAACAAGGAAAGACAAAAGAAAAGUGCAAGUACACAAAGAUACCCCAAGCAUAAGACACCAGGCAACAUCAAAGGACAAUGGGUGGAAGGCACGGGGGAGGCGGGAGGGCAGACGUCACUCAAACACAGAAAGAGGCAAAGCAAAAAAAUACAAGUCCCCACGCGUGGGAGGAUCUGCGGCAAUGCGACGACGCGACGGAAGACUACUUCAAGGACAAGCUGCGCAUGUCGCCACGGGUGUUCCGGGAGAUAGCGGAAACUCUGUCCCCCUUCCUUCAACGGCGUGUCACGUUUUAUAGGGAGCCCCUUCAGCCUGACCUCAUCGUAGCGUUCGCUUUGUACAGAUGGGCGUCGGGGGAGACGUACGAGAGCGGGACGUGCAGCUUCGGCAUUGGCAGAAAGUCUGGGUUGGUGGUUGUGCGGGAUGUUACUUCGGCGUUGCUGAGUGCGUACCGCGACAAGAUAUCGUGGCGAACGGGGCUGCAAAAGGCGGUCGUCUUGCGCGCUUUCGCUGACAAGGAUUUCCCCAACUGCCAUGGCUGCAUCGAUUGUACCCACAUCUUCAUCGACAAGCCAGCCAAUUGCCCCGGAGAGGACAUCUACGACAGAAAACGUCGUUUCUCCGUCCAGGCUCAGGUGGUCGUCGAUCUGAACUUGCGCGUGCUGGAUGUGUUCGCCGGAUACCCGAGGAGCAACCACGACGUGAGGAUCGUCCACCUGUCCAGUUUGUGGGUGCGUGCGGAGGCAGGGGAGCUUUUCACUGGGCCACCUGUCAUGCUGCCUUUCGGUGUGCGAACAAACGGCUACCUACUGGGCGACAACGAUUACCCCCCCUCGGAAUGGGUAGUCGUCCCCUACGGCGGUGUAUCACAGCACCCGUCGGAGAUUCGGUUUGACAACAAGCAGAAGACGGCGAGGGGAGCAGUCGAGAGGGCUUUCGGCAGAUUGAAGGGGAUGUCGAGGUUGUUCCUUCGCUCCCACAAGACGAACAUGGAGACGUUGCCGCAGCAAUUCGUCGUCGUCUGCAUUCUGCACAACAUACUCAUCGACGCGGGCAUCCCGUUCGACGACAAUCUGUUGUGGGAGGUCGGGCCGGAUGGUGUUCGUCGCAGGGUGGACCUUGGGAUGCACCGCCCGUUGAGGCAGAUGUGUAUGGAGUCGUCGACGGGGGAUGCGCUGAUCCUGCGGGAUGCACUGGCGGAGCGAAUGGGUACUCAGUGAAUACGAGCAGUCGUCGGGAGCGGGCGGCAUGCAAAGAGAGAGAGAGAGAGAGAGAGAGAGAGAGAGAGAGAGAGAGAGAGAGAGAGAGAGUGUUAAUGGGUCGGUGGGCGUUGGCGUGCAUGCGGUGGCUUGUCUGGCGCACUUUAGUUUCCUGUACUUUCGCAUUGCGCCGCACUUAGGAGGUUUUCGCCGGGUGGGGUUUAUGGCGAUGGCACAGUCCAUCUCGUCGGCGGCGGGGGUUUCGUGAUGCGCGUGUGGUUGUAGGUCUUUGCGACGAUUUGCAGUGUGGUGCCACCGUCAGUGACGGGUGUGAGUGACGGAGGUCAUUUCCGGGUGUGUGUGCUUUUUUUUUUUAGGCUGGUCGGGAUCGAAGUUGCCUUCAAGGCCUGUUACAUCGUAACUGUGACGUGUUUUGCUUUUGCCGGGAGUGACAGCAUGAAGAUAACAUAUCUUGUAAUCUUUUUUUUGAUGUCGUGGAGGUUGUUCUGCGUGUUCGUGACGAAUGGCAAGUAUUUUGUUAAAGAGAGAGACGUUGUGUGUGUGUCAUUUUUAUUGCCUUCAUUUGUGCUCGCAUUUGGAAUGGGUUGUGUGAAAAUUCAUCAAUCUGUGAUAAAGCAUUUGUUGAAUC
Messenger RNA from Chara braunii, 2036 nucleotides. NCBI's taxonomy places the organism in Eukaryota, Viridiplantae, Streptophyta, Charophyceae, Charales, Characeae. The record is from the annotation of a GenBank genome assembly.